UGCCACCCCCUCACAGAAGUACGGCUCGAGGACGAACCGUGGGGAGGUGGUGGUGUCCUUUGGGGGGGUUCAGGGCGUGGACUGGCGUGGGGCUGGGGGGCACGGUGUCAGCGUGCGGCCCCUGACAUCUCCCGAGGAGACCCUCACCCACAGAUACAAGUACAUGUUCCAGAAACAAUUGGAGAUCCGGGAAGUUCUGACCUUCAGGAUAGAGAGCCUGGGGAAGGCACUGAAAGAUCAUUACCAGAUUGAGGAGUUCAGGCCGGUGGCCUUACCUGCUCAGGACACGGUGACGGUGCUGGGGCAGGUGGGCUGUGACAGCAACGGGAAGCUGAACAGCAAGUCCGUGGUGCUCCGGGGAGACCGGGAGCAGGUGCCGGUGGACCUGUCCGAACUGAAGGAAUAUUCUCUCUUCCCGGGACAGGUGGUGGCGCUCGAGGGGAUAAACAGUACGGGGAGGUGUGUGGUGGCCUCCAGCCUGCACCAGGGAGUGCCGCUACCCCCUCACACCCCCAUGAGCCAGUCUGAGCCGGAGCUGGAGACGGAGUCGGCAGCGCCAGACCAGCAGCUGGUGCUCGUGGCUUGCGGUCCCUACACCACCUCAGACAGCAUCACCUACGACCCUAUGAUGGACCUCAUAGACGUCAUCAACAAGUCACAGCCGGACGUGUGUAUAUUGCUGGGACCCUUUGUGGACAGCAAACACGAACAGGUGGAGAACUGCCAGCUGAUCAAAACGUUCGAGGAAGUCUUCAAACACUGCAUGAAGGGGAUCAUUGAUGGGACCAGAGGCUCGGGAGCCCAUCUUAUCUUCGUGCCUUCACUGAGAGAUGUGCAUCACGACUGUGUGUACCCACAGCCUCCGUUUCGCUGCUUCCAGACUGCCCCAGAGGACGAGCAGCGAGUCCAUUUCGUCUCUGACCCCUGCACACUCAACGUCAACGGCGUGGUGUUCGGCCUGACCUCCACCGACGUGCUGUUCCACAUGGGAGCCGAGGAGAUCAGCAGUCCUCCAGGAGGAGUCGACCGGUUUACAAGGAUUCUCAAGCACAUCCUGACCCAGAGGAGUUACUACCCGCUCUAUCCGCCCGCGGAGGAGAUGAACCUGGACUACGAGGCGUUCCAGAUGUUUGCACAGCUGCCGGCGACUCCGGAUGUGCUCCUGGUGCCCUCCGAGUUACGCUACUUCGUUAAGGACGUCCUGGGUUGCGUGUGCGUGAAUCCCGGGCGUUUGACCAAGGGCCAGGUCGGAGGGACGUUUGCCCGUCUGCGGGUUCAGAGGCCGAGGGGCCCGGAUGCCGAGCAAGGGGGCCCCUGCGUCACCGCCAAGUGGUGAAAAUCUGACAGCCUCCCCCCACCACCCCAACCUGUGGGAGGGCGGGGGGUCACGGACACACACAGAGUGUGGCAUAGCUGUGGACAGACCCUUGUAUGUACUGAGUAUGUCUCCCGCCUGCCCCACUUUAAGUCGUGGCCUUGUCUUCCUUAAAGUACCCCCACUCCCCCUCCACACACCCCCUCCACACACACAUACACACACACAUGCAUCCUCUCCACCUCCUCUCCACACGCACACGUGCCUCUUAGCAUCUCUUUGACGCAUGUAUACACACACACGACACACAUACACACAACACACACACGCCACACACACACCCUGCUCCGGUUUCCCUCGUAUAAAAACUUAUUUUUAUAGACCGCUCCCGUCUCGGAGAAUAAAAUAUUUUGUUGGCGCUUU
Callorhinchus milii (elephant shark) is the source of this 1738-nucleotide messenger RNA. RefSeq names its product polymerase (DNA directed), alpha 2 (gene pola2). NCBI's taxonomy places the organism in Eukaryota, Metazoa, Chordata, Chondrichthyes, Chimaeriformes, Callorhinchidae. Gene Ontology annotation, biological process: DNA replication; DNA replication initiation. Gene Ontology annotation, cellular component: alpha DNA polymerase:primase complex. The record is from RefSeq and is a predicted model, not a curated record. Gene Ontology annotation, molecular function: DNA binding.